UCAUUAUUCUUUUAUAUCGUUUAUUAUCCCUUUAUCUUUGUUAUUAUCAUACUUGUUACGAUGGUGUAUUUCUAUCUACUUACACGUAGUUUUUAUUUUGUUUGCAACCAAGUUUUCUAUGUAUGGCAGUUUUCAUUGGUACAUAAUGUAUUUACACCAAUGGAACGAAAAAAAGUUUGAACAAUACGCAUCUCUCCACUCCUUUCAUCUCCACUCCUUUUUAAAAACGCUGUUGGUCGUCCUUUUUCUUCCAUUUACCAAUGUCAAUUAUGUUAUGGUCCAUAAUAAAGAAAAAGUGUUAUAUUAUUGUAUUCUGACGUUCCUGUGCAUGGUGUCCACUGUCAUGGAAGGCACCGAUUCCAUUGUAUUUCCACGUUUCAUUCCACCAUUGUUUGUUUUGUCAAUGCCAUUCUGAAACCCUUAC
This is a messenger RNA of Umbelopsis ramanniana AG, 424 nucleotides long. RefSeq lists its product as uncharacterized. Bases 119 to 415 code for a protein of 98 amino acids. The record is from RefSeq and is a predicted model, not a curated record. NCBI's taxonomy places the organism in Eukaryota, Fungi, Mucoromycota, Umbelopsidomycetes, Umbelopsidales, Umbelopsidaceae. The transcript has a single exon.